UCUCAUAGCUAGAGCAGAUAUGUUAGAGCUAUUUAAUAGCUUUCUUUAUGCAACUUUCUGAAUUUCAACUAGUAAAUAGUUUCAAAUAACAGAGAAUUUUCAAGUAAAUUCUCACAAGCUUUGCAGUUGUAUUUUCUGGAUUUAAAUAUAAAAUGAAUGGCCACUGCCUUUCUCUGGUUAUAGUGUGCCUUGUUUCAUUUUUUCUUGAUUUCUCUGCUGGUCAUUUUUGGACAUCUGCAAGAAACAGCAAUUUUUGCUUCUGGACAAGCUCUAUCUCGAAUGGACAGAUACAUUAUAUGUUCCUUCACCAGACUACAGUGGGCAAAGAGAGAACUUUGGUCUUAUUCGACAGUAUCUGGAACAAGGAAAACAGCCUGGUGGACUGUAUUACAAGCAACAACCGUGCUGUUAUUAAAAACUUUUCAUCAAAGUGCUGGAUAGUCAGAGACAGGCCUUUCUCAGAUAUUCCAGAUGGACGCUUUAACAUCAGUAUUUUGGUUGAACCUGAUGGCCCCUGUGCAGCUCUGGGACAACUGCCAGAACUGGGAGUACCUGUGCGCAGGACAAGAGACCUUGAAAGUAUGGACCGCAAAACGAUUUACCAGAACAGUGGAGAAAGUUCCCAAAAGCUGAAGCGUUCUAAGCGAGCAUGGAUGAUUCCAGGAACUCUGUGGUGUGGCUCUGGGAACAAGGCAUCUGUUUUUUCAGACUUAGGUUUAUUUGUGGAGACUGAUAUGUGCUGUAGGGAGCAUGACCACUGUGAGCAAACCAUUGCUUCCUUUGAGUUUGGCUAUGGAGUAUUCAACACUAACUUCUUCACUUUAUCACACUGUGACUGUGAUAGCAAAUUUCGCCGCUGCCUUCAUAAUGCCAACGAUAGCAUGUCUGACAUGGUCGGUUAUGGCUACUUCAACCUCCUCAAGAUGCGGUGCUUUGAAUUUUCACAGAGAAUGACAUGUGCAGAAAGGACCUGGUGGGGCAUGUGUAAACUGAGUCAGAUGACUACAUAUGCUGUGUUGAAGGAUGCAACAGAUUACAAUUCCACAUUCACAGUAUUGGAAGAUGAUAAACUGGAUCUAAGCAUCCAUCACACUGUCUCUUUUGGAAAUCUAACAGUUACUAAUGACUUGGUAAUGUCAUCUGGCAUUGUCACUGAAGAUGCCACGGAAAAUCAUUCAUCAGUGCCUGUACCACGAAGGCUAUCGGUUACAAUUAAUACAUCUCAGCAGCCUGAACCUCAUGAAAAAACAACAAAGUCACUAAUGAAUCAUCCAACAAGCUCAUCGAAAACAGAACCAACAGACUCACCAAAAACAGAACCAACAGACUCACCAAAAACAGAACCAACAGACUCACCACACAACACAACAGACUCACCAAAAACAGAACCAACAGACUCACCAAAAACAGAACCAACAGACUCACCACACAACACAACAGACUCACCAAAAACAGAACCAACAGACUCACCAAAAACAGAACCAACAGACUCACCACACAACACAACAGACUCACCAAAAACAGAACCAACAGACUCACCAAAAACAGAACCAACAGACUCACCACACAACACAACAGACUCACCAAAAACAGAACCAACAGACUCACCACACAACACAACAGACUCACCAAAAACAGAACCAACAGACUCACCAAAAACAGAACCAACAGACUCACCAAAAACAGAACCAACAGACUCACCAAAAACAGAACCAACAGACUCACCACACAACACAACAGACUCACCAAAAACAGAACCAACAGACUCACCAAAAACAGAACCAACAGACUCACCACACAACACAACAGACUCACCAAAAACAGAACCAACAGACUCACCACACAACACAACAGACUCACCAAAAACAGAACCAACAGACUCACCAAAAACAGAACCAACAGACUCACCACACAACACAACAGACUCACCAAAAACAGAACCAACAGACUCACCACACAAAACAACAGACUCACCAAAAACAGAACCAACAGACUCACCACACAAAACAACAGACUCAGAACAUAUACAAACAACAGAUGAAGCAAAAACAGAAACAACAGAUUCACCACAGACACCUACAGACUCACCACACAUACAAAUAAGAGAUUCACUAAAAACAGAAACAACAGACUCACCCAAGACACAAGCAACAGACUCAUCACAGAUAAAAACAACAGACUCACCAAAGACACACAACCAUCCUAAGAUGUGCACCAGACAAAAAGGUAAACUGGACACCUGUGAGAGUUAUAAAGACCUGGACUCCUGUCAUUAUCAGAUACCUGCACUGCGGGAGAAUUUUGGCCUACGCAAUGCUGAACACACCACCUUGUACCACUGCAACUGUACAGCCAGACUUGCCAGGGAGCUUGCUGAAGAGGUUGAAGUUGACAUGGUUCAUGUCUGGUUGCUGGAUUUUGUCUCCCAAUCCUGUUUCUUUCUGCCUCAGAACUGCACUGGGAGUGAAAGUUGCUCCACCCCUUCUCCUAAUGACGCGCCUCGGAUCGAGCGCUGGAGCAAAGGCGCGGCCGUUUGGCGACAUCUAGCGGCUCCGAGGCGCAAAGCCAAACGGUUCCACUCCAAACGGUCCAUGAGGAAAGACUCUCCAAUCAGACUGCACAAAAAGUGUCUGAGGAUGUACUCCAAGCUCCGGAAAGAAGUGCAACAACUGUACCAUACCUGAGCGCGAGGAUUCCUGCAUGCAUUCACUUUGCUGAAACUGGACACUAUGCAGUAACAAUGUAAAUAAAUGUAAAUGCAUAUGUAUUGUUGGGAGUAGUGUAAAUAAAUAAAACCAUAUUUC
Molecule: messenger RNA, 2804 nt
Organism: Ictalurus punctatus (channel catfish)
Lineage: Eukaryota; Metazoa; Chordata; Actinopteri; Siluriformes; Ictaluridae
Gene: pla2g3
Product: phospholipase A2 group III
Exons: 7
Coding region: 153-2684 (843 amino acids)
Biological process (GO): phospholipid metabolic process; arachidonate secretion
Molecular function (GO): A2-type glycerophospholipase activity
Source: RefSeq, a predicted model, not a curated record